AAGGUAUUGAAUGCACGAGCACGCGUGCUACUGCAACCUUCACACGUCGUCAGGUAAUCAUGCACUUCACUGGCGGCCGUUCUUGGAUUUCCUUGUAAUCGACUUCCUCCUUCUCCUCCUCCUCCCCAAAUCCCCCACGCCAUUGAAAUGGUCGGCAAACGCUACAACCUCCGCACCGAUGGCGCCGCCGACCGCACGAGCAUCGACCGCCCCCUCCACGCCCACAACGCCGACGACCUCGAAAGUGGACAGACAAGCGGACGCUCAAAUGGCAACACAUCCAAACCCUCUCACCACCGCCCACCGCCCAGCAAACGCCCGGGUGUCUGGCGCUUCCGCGACGCAGCCCGCACCGUCCUCGAAGACCAGCGGCGCGAGGAGCUCAAGCAAGCCCUCCUAGCCGACGUACUUAAUAGCAAAGACCUCGAACUCUUCCGGAAAUCAGACGAUGAGUUGAAGGGAAUCAAGAAUAAAAAAGUGCGCGCUUUCUACGAGGAUCAGAAUGAGCGGCUGAACGAUUGGCGCGAGGUGGAUGCGCUGGUCAAAGCCGUGGCGGACGAUGUGUUGGAGUCCAUGGACCCGGAUCCAGAUAACGAUGGGAUUCGAGAGCGGGCGGGGGGCAUUCAGCUCGCGGCGGGGAAUAUUGGGGAGUUUUUGCCGGAGGAGGAGAAGGUGAAGAGGCGGAAAGCGCAGCGAAGAGCAACGUGGGCGAUUAACAUCAACGUGAUCGCGAAUGUCCUGCUGCUCGCGGGCAAGAUUGCCGCGGCCUUCUCCUCGGGCUCGCUGUCGCUCAUCGCAUCGCUUGUGGACUCCGCGCUCGACCUCCUGUGCACCCUCAUCAUCUGGAGCACCAACAAGCUCGUCUCGUGGCGCCUCCGCGCCUUACACCGCCGCUUCCCCAUCGGGCGCAAACGCCUGCAGCCCAUCGGCAUCCUCGUCUUCAGCAUCAUCAUGGUCAUCUCCUUCCUGCAAAUCCUGCAAGAAUCCGUCGAAAAACUGCUCCCGCUGAAGGGCACGGCGGAGCAACUCCCGCCCAUCGCCGUCGGCGCCCUGCUCGCCACCAUCCUCAUCAAAGGCAUCAUCUGGUUUGGGUGCAUACCGAUCAAAACCACGCAAGUGCAAGCUCUAGCCCAGGACUGCAAAACAGACGUCAUCUUCAACACCCUCUCCCUUUUAUUCCCCUUCAUGGGCGCCAAGGCGAACAUCUGGUGGCUCGACCCGCUCGGCGCCGGCCUGCUCUCCCUCUUCAUCAUCUACGACUGGACGACGACGUGCUUCGAAAACGUGACGCAGCUCUCGGGCCAGGCAGCGAGCGACGCAACCUACAAAAAACUCAUGUACCUCGCGUACCGCUUCGCGCCCGUCGUGCAGGGCUUCAAAAACGUCACGGCGUACCACGCGGGCGAGGGCGUGUGGGUGGAGUUUGAUGUGCUGCUGGACGAGCAGACGCGGCUGAACCGCUCGCAUGAUAUCGCCGAGACGCUGCAGUAUUGUGCGGAGGGGUUGGAUGAGGUGGAUCGCGCGUUUGUCACGACGGAUUAUAGCUCGAGUGGGCCGACGGGGCAUGCGUUGGAUGCAGAGAGGACGAGUCAUACGUGAGGCGUCGACAAGGCCUUAUCAAAAGUGGUUUUAUUGCAUAGCGUCAGGGGGAAAGCAUCGCGUUACGGGGCUCCGGAAAAAGGCAAAACAUGGAAAGGGAUAGAUGGGAAACAAGG
Neohortaea acidophila is the source of this 1715-nucleotide messenger RNA. RefSeq lists its product as uncharacterized. Gene Ontology annotation, molecular function: monoatomic cation transmembrane transporter activity. The transcript has a single exon. Lineage: Eukaryota; Fungi; Ascomycota; Dothideomycetes; Mycosphaerellales; Teratosphaeriaceae. The record is from RefSeq and is a predicted model, not a curated record. Bases 148 to 1599 code for a protein of 483 amino acids. Gene Ontology annotation, biological process: transmembrane transport; monoatomic cation transport. Gene Ontology annotation, cellular component: membrane.